Molecule: messenger RNA, 1260 nt
Organism: Acanthisitta chloris (rifleman)
Lineage: Eukaryota; Metazoa; Chordata; Aves; Passeriformes; Acanthisittidae
Product: carboxypeptidase A1-like
Exons: 11
Coding region: 1-1260 (419 amino acids)
Biological process (GO): proteolysis
Molecular function (GO): zinc ion binding; metallocarboxypeptidase activity
Source: RefSeq, a predicted model, not a curated record
AUGGACAUCCUGCUGCUCUUUGCCUCCCUCCUGGCAGCUACACGGGGCGAGCAGCUCUUUGUAGGGGACCAGGUCCUGCGCAUCAUUGCCAACGAUGAGGAGCAGAUGACCCUGCUCAGGGUGCUGGAGGAGCAGGCAGAGCUGCAGGUUGACUUUUGGCGUCAUCCCACCAACCUCAACCACCCAGUUGACCUGCAGGUGUCCUUCUCCAGCCUCCAAGCAGUCAAAAUCUUCCUGGACUCCUAUAGCUUUUCCUACAGCAUCAUGAUUGAGGAUGUGCAGGAAUUAUUGGAUGAGGAAAAGAAAAGCAUGAUGAGGUCUAGGAGGAGAGAGAGAAGCAUCAGCACAUUCGAUUUUGCCUCCUACCACACCCUAGAUGAGAUCUAUGACUGGAUGGACAUGCUGGUGGAGGAUCAUCCCAACCUCGUUAGCAAGCUCCAGAUCGGGCAGAGCUACGAGAACAGACCUCUGUAUGUGCUCAAGUUCAGCACUGGAGGAUCCAACCGACCUGCCAUCUGGCUGGACACUGGCAUCCACCCACGGGAAUGGAUCACCACAGCUACUGGCAUCUGGACAGCCAACAAGAUUGCUGAGGAAUAUGGCCAUGACCCUUCUGUCACUGCCAUCCUGGACAGCAUGGACAUCUUCUUUGAGAUCAUCACCAACCCUGAUGGCUUUGUCUACACCCACCACUCUAACCGCAUGUGGCGCAAGACGAGGUCCAUGAACGCUGGUUCCCGCUGUGUUGGUGUGGAUCCCAACAGGAACUGGGAUGCUGGAUUUGGAGGUGCUGGUUCCAGCAGCAAUCCCUGCUCUGAGACCUACCACGGGCCUCAUGCCCACUCUGAGAGGGAAGUGAAAGCCAUUGUAGACUUCAUCCAUGGCCAUGGGAACGUGAAAUCUGUCAUCUCCAUCCACAGCUACUCCCAGAUGCUGCUUUUCCCUUAUGGCUACAAGACAACACCUGCAGAUGACUACCAGGAAAUGAUUGAACUGGCCAAAAAGGCAGUGAGUGACUUGGCUGCUGUGUACGGGACGAAAUACAUCUACGGCAGUGUCGCAAACACCAUCUACAUGGCAUGUGGCACCACCAUCGACUGGGCCUAUGACAAUGGGGUGAAAUACUCCUUCACCCUGGAGCUGAGGGACACAGGGCGCUAUGGUUUCCUCCUGCCCAGCAACCAGAUCAUCCCCACUGCCACUGAGACCUGGCCAGCACUGCUGGACAUCAUGGUCCAUGCCCUGGAGCAUCCAUACUGA